Molecule: messenger RNA, 609 nt
Organism: Grus americana (Whooping crane)
Lineage: Eukaryota; Metazoa; Chordata; Aves; Gruiformes; Gruidae
Product: purpurin
Exons: 4
Coding region: 1-594 (197 amino acids)
Molecular function (GO): retinoid binding; retinol transmembrane transporter activity
Source: RefSeq, a predicted model, not a curated record
AUGAAAUACGCACAGUAUGUUUUCCUGGCCUCGAUCUUCUCCACUGUUGAAUAUAGCCUAGCUCAGACCUGUGCAGUGGAGUCUUUCUCUGUGAAAGACAAUUUUGAUCCAAAAAGGUAUGCAGGAAAAUGGUAUGCCCUGGCCAAGAAGGAUCCAGAAGGCCUUUUCCUUCAGGACAACAUCUCUGCUGAAUACACCGUGGAGGAAGAUGGCACAAUGACAGCGUCUUCCAAAGGCCGAGUGAAGCUUUUUGGGUUCUGGGUGAUCUGUGCUGACAUGGCUGCUCAGUAUACAGUACCUGACCCAACCACUCCAGCAAAAAUGUACAUGACCUACCAGGGCCUGGCCAGCUACCUCUCCAGCGGUGGGGACAACUACUGGGUGAUUGACACCGACUACGAUAACUAUGCCAUUACCUAUGCCUGCCGCAGUCUAAAGGAGGAUGGCUCCUGUGAUGAUGGCUACUCCCUGAUCUUCUCACGCAACCCCCGUGGCCUCCCCCCAGCCAUUCAGCGCAUUGUGCGUCAGAAGCAGGAAGAAAUCUGCAUGUCUGGCCAGUUCCAGCCUGUGCUUCAGUCAGGUACUUUGGGUUAAUUAGCAAAGUCACAG